Messenger RNA from Salvia miltiorrhiza (redroot sage), 1164 nucleotides. Its product is annotated as ATP synthase subunit O, mitochondrial-like. The record is from RefSeq and is a predicted model, not a curated record. Gene Ontology annotation, biological process: proton motive force-driven mitochondrial ATP synthesis. Gene Ontology annotation, molecular function: proton-transporting ATP synthase activity, rotational mechanism. The transcript is spliced from 6 exons. Gene Ontology annotation, cellular component: membrane. Bases 178 to 903 code for a protein of 241 amino acids. NCBI's taxonomy places the organism in Eukaryota, Viridiplantae, Streptophyta, Magnoliopsida, Lamiales, Lamiaceae.
UAUUAACCUAGGUAGCACCUAAAUCCCAUACAUCCCGGGGUCAGAGGGUUCCGAUUUUCCCUUCCCAAUCUUUGAAAACGCAGUGUUUGAGCAGAGCACCCACCAAAAACACCUUGCAAGUCCCAGAUUCAGGAAAGUUUAAUCAGAAAAAAGAAAUUCAGAAUAUCUGCAACGGCAAUGGCAGGGCGAUUAAGAUCGGGUCUUCCUCUCCUCCGCCGAGCUCUCACCGCUGGUAACAUCUCCUCCGCUCCGAAAGCCGUCGUUUGCCCUACUACCGAGUCCGCAAGGAGCUAUGCUAGUGCCGCUCCUGCAAAGGAGAAGAAGGUCAAGGUGCCUGUGACGAUGUUUGGGGUGUCUGGAAACUAUGCUUCAGCGUUAUAUAUCGCAGCAGUCAAAGCCAAUACGCUGGACAAGGUUGAAUCUGAGCUUCUUUCCCUAAUUGAGGCUUCAAAGAAAAGCCCUACAUUUUCUCAAUUCAUGAAGGAUCUGUCAGUUGAUGCGGACACAAGAGUGAAGGCUAUAACUGAUAUUUGUGGUCAAGCUAAAUUUUCUGAUAUCACAAGGAACUUCUUGGUUAUCGUUGCUGAAGCUGGAAGGCUGGGACACGUAGAACGUAUGGCUCAGAGAUUCUCUGAGCUGACCAUGGCACAUCGAGGGGAAGUUAAAGCGACAGUGACCACUGUGAUUGCUCUACCUCCAGAGGAGGAGAAAGAAUUGAAAGAAACAUUGCAGUACAUACUUGGACAAGGCAAGAAAGUUAAGGUUGAGCAGAAGAUUGAUCCUAGUAUUCUCGGCGGUCUUGUUGUCGAAUUUUCGCAGAAGGUAUUCGACAUGUCUAUACGCACAAGGGCAGCCCAGAUGGAGCGCUUCCUGCGUCAACCUUUGAACCCAGAUGGCAACUAAAUCAAUAAUACCUUUUCUGGUUAUUUCUCGUCAUUUUGCUCUAAGAAAUUAUCUAAAACACUAAUCUUUUGUUUUGGUUGCGAGGGGCUAGAUGCCCUUCUUUUAUGAUUAUUGAUGGCGUGCAAAUAAAAGCUACUCGUCUUUGCUGUUAGACCUCAUACCAACCCUGACUUGGAAUGAAAAAGACCUUUGUAUCUAUUUUGAAACAAUCAAUUUCAGGAAGUGGCAUUCUUCUCUUCUGUGAGUAUGCUAUUUAGACAA